AUGGAGGGCAACAACGACCCCUUCAUAUUCGGGCCUGAUGCCUCAACAGACAUGGAAACUCUACAUGCAAUCCACUACGGCAACAACGACAACGGAGCCUACAAUCCAACUAACCCUCACGAAUCAUGCUACCUCGACGCGCCAACCACAUCGUCCGACGACGUGGUGACAGACUGGUCAAAUCUGCAGCUGUCGUUGAACGGUAUUUCGCCGCCGACGACAACGAGUAGUCAGAGCAGCGUCGUGCAUGAUGGUACCAUAUUCCAGGAAGCGUUUCUAGCGCAUCAUUCGCACGUUAGCAAUUUGACGCUGGCUAUUGAAGGGAUGAACAAUAACAAUGCGGCGGGGUUGUUCGAUGCUAUCCCCGCUUCAGCUUCCGGCUCAGAUGAGUUGAAUCUCAAUCCGCCAUACAUCGACGACAAGCCGGGGCGAAUGACGAAACAAAGUCUCCGCACACUCAAGGACUGGAGAGCGCAACACGGGGAUGCCGCGAGACCUACAAAGCAGCAAGUUCACCGUCUACAGCGACGCACGAAUUUAUCUUCUGAGCAGAUAUUGAACUGGUUCAAUCAUACGAAGCGGCGAGCGGAGACGUUUGGGCAUUCCCAUACGCAGCAAUUGGGGACUGUACCACAGGAUUUUUCGACGUCGAAUGCGAAUGUGAAUGGGAAUGCCGUGGAGCGGCCGUCUACGCCCGCAGUGCGAGAUAUCAUCUACGCACCUGGCACGCCUUUAGGCGACAUGGACCCGAUGGAACGCUGGGAGAACUCACCACCCGAACACGAAGCCGCGCUGUUUAGCGACAUCGCAAAAGCACUCUCAAAUUCCCCUCUCGCAACCGCUACUGUUCCAAACAAAUCGCAAACAAGCACCCGAUCUGCCUCCCACGCAGACGAUUCCGCAUCAACACGCUCAUCAAUAAAUCAUCGCGACCCAUCAACCUCAUCCUUGGACUCAGUCGUCUGGUCCGACCACUCCGGCACAUCCGCACAAUCAGGCCGCUCAGACACCAAACCCGAAUACCGUCGACGCGCACGCAAGAGACGCACAAACCCGUUGUCUCGAGGGUUGAACCUCAACAGCCUGCGCAGCAACAACGUGCCCAAAACGUUUCAGUGCACAUUUUGCACGGAUAGUUUCAAGACGAAGUACGACUGGUCGCGGCAUGAGAAAUCGCUUCAUCUCGCGCUUGAGUCGUGGACUUGCUCGCCUUUCGGUGCUGUCAGCCACGACGACGAGAAUGCCGACGAGGAGCCGAAAUGCGUCUAUUGCAACACUGGCUCGCCUACAGAAGACCAUCUGCAUACCCACCGCUACCUCGCCUGCGACGGCCGCCCGGAAUCCGAACGCACAUACUACCGCAAAGACCAUCUCCGGCAACACCUGAGGCUGGUGCACGGCUGCCGCUUCAUCCCUUCAAUGGAAAAAUGGAAACACACUCCCGAAUUCGUGCGUUCCCGAUGCGGAUUCUGCGAUAAACUGCUGUCCACAUGGCAGGCUCGCGUCGAUCAUUUGGCCGCGCAUUUCAGGUCUGGCGCAUCGAUGGCCGAGUGGGUUGGUGGAUGGGGGUUUGAGCCACAGAUAUCACGGUUGAUAGAAAAUGGGAUACCGCCCUUUCUGAUUCAUCAGGAGAGAAAUACGGUUGCGCCGUUUACGGGGAGUAUUGCGCUGCAACAGCAAUCCAAGAAGCAGCCUGCUAAUAGAGUUGGAAAUAAUGAUGAGGGCGAUAAAGCGGAAGAAGAGGAGAACUCGAAACCGUAUAUUAAUCAAUACUCGUAUCCAGCUACGGGCGAAGGGUCGUGGUAUGAUUGCUUCGAGACGCAGUUGGCGACGUAUAUCAAUGCCGUGAUUGCGACUGAGGGCCGGAUUCCGUCUGAUAAGGAGAUUCAAGAUCAAGGACGCAGGUUCGUGUUUGAUGAUGAUGAUCCGUGGCAUCAGACCAUUGCCGAGAAUGUGAUGUGGUUGGAAUAUUUCAAGGAGAGGCAUGGGUUUAAUAGCCUUAUUCUCUAG
This is a messenger RNA of Talaromyces amestolkiae, 2010 nucleotides long. RefSeq lists its product as uncharacterized. The coding region runs from base 1 to 2010 and encodes 669 amino acids. Gene Ontology annotation, molecular function: DNA binding. The record is from RefSeq and is a predicted model, not a curated record. The transcript has a single exon. Lineage: Eukaryota; Fungi; Ascomycota; Eurotiomycetes; Eurotiales; Trichocomaceae.